AUGCGGUACCUCGUUUUAUUAAGUUUUUUCAUUUCGUAUUCAAAUGCUGAUUUCACAUGUCCCCAAGGAACAACACAAUUGGGAUCAGAGCAUCGGUGUGUCUACAUUCAUCCCACAGCUGAAUACUACAAUUGGGGUGCAAGGAAAUGUCGAGAUUUUGGGGGAUAUCUGGCCAAAAUGACAAAUUACUUCGAGACCUCGCUAAUCUUCGCACUUGCUGGUCAAUCACUUGAUGUCUCUCCUUACAUUGGUGCCCAGAAAAUGGCGAAUGGAACUUGGCGAUUCGCGGAUGGAACCCCAUUGAACUACUCGAAUUGGGCACCAGGAGAGCCAAAUGCCAGCGAUGAUAAUGUUAUUUGUGCCAUUCUUGACAUCCAAAGCACAAAAUGGAAAGCGGUUGAUUGCGGUGCACCUCGCCCAUUUAUCUGUACUAUUGAAGGGGAUAAAGCUAUGACAAAACAAUCGACAAGCAAUUUCAAUAAUGGAGCCGCUUCGAAUUUGCGUUGUGACUACUCGUACACUUGGAUUGGGUACAUCGGAGACGGUCAGCUCAAUCAUGGCUCGUGGAGUGAUGGAACAGUCGUUGACUAUGUGGCCCCCUACGGAAGCAGAAGCGACGAAGUACCAUGGAAGAUGAUUAACACAAAUUGCUACGCCAACUAUGUUCAAUGGAGUUCUACCGCAUUGACAGGAGUCUCCGCUCGUUACAUCUGCAAACAACCAUCAACGAUGAGGGCAAGACGAGAAGCUGCUGAGAAACUU
This is a messenger RNA of Mesorhabditis belari, 762 nucleotides long. NCBI's taxonomy places the organism in Eukaryota, Metazoa, Nematoda, Chromadorea, Rhabditida, Rhabditidae. The record is from the annotation of a GenBank genome assembly.